AAAAAAAUUAUUCUUUUUUUAACACACCAUGUCUGAUAAAGCAUUCCCCAAGCAACAACAAGAGACGCAACCCGGAUUGCAACAUGAAAUGACUCCCUCUCCAGCUGUGGGUGAAUCAUACAAAGCUGCUGGAAAAUUGAAAGGUCAGAAGCUUUUGAUCACCGGGGGUGACUCUGGUAUUGGUCGCUCUGUUGUUGUCAUGGCUGCCAUGGAAGGUGUAGAUGGCGUUACUAUCCUCCACACAGAAAAGGAGACCAAGGAUGCUGAGGAAACAGCCAAACUAGCCGGAAAGUAUGGCGCCAAGGUUGUCACUAAGGCUGGUGACAUUGCUGACGUCAACCUCUGCAAAGAAGUCGUAGAUUCUCAUAUCAGCGAAUUCAAGACCAUUGAUAUUCUCGUAAACAAUGCAGCUGAGCAGCAUGUUUGCGAUUUUCUUGGUGACCUUGACCUUGAUCAGGUUCACAGAACUUUCAAAACCAACAUUCUUGGAAUGUUUUCCAUGACCAAGUUUGCUUUGCAACACAUGAAGGGUGGAAGUAAAAUCAUCAAUACGACUUCGGUCACUGCUUACAAAGGAAAACCGAAUUUGGUCGAUUACUCUUCAACUAAAGGAGCCAUUGUCGCCUUCACUCGAUCACUAUCUCAGCAGCUUGCGUCUAAAAACAUCCGUGUCAACGGAGUUGCACCUGGUCCUAUCUGGACUCCCCUCAUACCUUCAUCUUUCCCUAAGGAAGAAGUUGAAUCCUUUGGAAAGGAAACGCCUCUAGGUCGUGCCGGACAACCAAGUGAAGUUGCUCCAUGCUAUAUAUUCCUAGCAUCAGAUGACUCAAGCUAUAUCACUGGAUCUGUAUUGCAUCCCAAUGGUGGAACAAUUGUAAAUUCUUAAAUUGCGAAAUAUUUGAAAGGGUGGAUGGCGUUUAUUUGUAGCAAUCUUUCUUAGCAGUUACUAUCUUCUGUACAGCAAGACGAAUACACCCUUCGACUGAUAAAAUAUUGAAGCUAUCCAAAUUGUCUGUUUCUUUUCUACUUUGUUCAUCAAGGAAUGGCCAUUAAAGUCAAAGCUUUGCUUAU
Molecule: messenger RNA, 1071 nt
Organism: Umbelopsis ramanniana AG
Lineage: Eukaryota; Fungi; Mucoromycota; Umbelopsidomycetes; Umbelopsidales; Umbelopsidaceae
Exons: 2
Coding region: 29-886 (285 amino acids)
Molecular function (GO): oxidoreductase activity
Source: RefSeq, a predicted model, not a curated record